Molecule: messenger RNA, 1481 nt
Organism: Rhincodon typus (whale shark)
Lineage: Eukaryota; Metazoa; Chordata; Chondrichthyes; Orectolobiformes; Rhincodontidae
Product: annexin A13
Exons: 11
Coding region: 34-984 (316 amino acids)
Cellular component (GO): cytoplasm
Molecular function (GO): calcium-dependent phospholipid binding; calcium ion binding
Source: RefSeq, a predicted model, not a curated record
GACUCUCAGAAUAGGAUACACAGCUGUGAACAAAUGGGCAACACUCAUCCAGGUAUUCGAUAUCAGGUGCAUUUCAGUGAAGAGGGAGAUGCCAGGAAGAUAAGAAAAGCUUGCAAGGGAGCAGGAACAGAUGAAGUUGCUAUCAUCAAAAUCCUUGCAAAUCGCACAACAGCACAGAGACAAAAGAUAAAAGAAAAAUAUAGAGCUUUGUAUGGAAAAGAUAUGGAAAAAGUGCUGAAAGGAGACCUGAGUGGGUGCUUUGAAAAGACAAUUUUGGCCGUGCUAGACCGCCCCUGUGAAUUCGAUGCCAAGUUGCUGAAGGAGGCAAUGAAAGGAGCUGGAAGUAAUGAAGAAUUGCUCAUUGAGAUCCUCUGCACACGGGCAAACUCACAAAUUACAGCCAUAAAAGAAGCAUACAAGCAAAUGUAUACAAACGAUCUAACAAUUGAUGUUCAAAGUGACACCAAUGGCACGCUAAGGAAGUUGCUGCUCUCAUUGCUUGAGGCCGACCGAGAUGAAGGAUUUGAAGUCAAUGUAAACUUGGCUGAACAAGAUGCAAAAGAGCUGUAUGAGGCUGGAGAAAACCGCUGGGGCACAGAUGAACUGGCAUUUAAUAACGUUUUAACAAAAAGAAACUGCAUGCAGUUAAGAGCUACUUUUAAAGCCUAUGAAACACUCUAUGGUACAGCCAUUGAGGAAGUGAUCAAAACAGAAAUUUCGGGCGAUUUGAAGAAGGCCUAUCUGACAAUCGCUCAAUGCACAAAGGACUGUCAGGCAUAUUUUGCCGAGGUGUUACAUGAGGCAAUGAAAGGAGCAGGAACCAAUGAGGACACAUUGAUUCGCAUUGUGGUAUCUCGCUCAGAGGUUGAUCUUCCAUCCAUUAAGGAGAGGUAUCAGGAGAUGUACAAGAUAUCUCUAGCAGAAGCAGUCAAAUCUGAGACGUCUGGUGAUUUCCAGAAAGUUCUGCUGGCCUUGAUAAAAUAAAAGGCAAUCAAUCCUGGGACACUGUUUGAAUCAAUAGGUGUCCCCUGUUCAGUAACAUGCAAUGUACAAGCCCAUGUUGCUUAUAAGAUUUGAAAUGGGCAUCAGUAUGAUACUAACAUAAAUUAUUGCUUUCUAAAAAAAUUGUGAAGUUAUUUCUUUCGGGGAAAAAUAAUGAACCAAUUAGAACAAAUACUUGAAGGGUACUUUCAUGAGAUAUGAACAGAGACCUGAAGGGUGGUACUAGUUGAAUAGCUGUACUAAAGAAUCAGCACAGGCACAAUGGGCCAAAUGGCUUCCAUUCUAUACCUUAGAACCAGGUAUUUCAAAUCAUUCAUAGAGUCUGAUUUGUGGUGGCAAUGUACGUGUUGUCGUUUAGAGUCAUAACAAGGUAGAGGCUCUAUGUUUCUUUCCAUCACAUGGCUGACCAGGAAUCUCUCCUGUUCUUACCACCUGCCAUUGUUGUGUAUUGGAAGAAUUUGUAAAUUGGUAAAAACUGA